AUGGAUUUCCUUACUCCUGACAAGAAUGUUUGCAGUUAUGAUUUACGAGCUAAUGUUAAAAACACUUCGACUAUUCCUCCAGGAUACAUCCCUCCUCUCAUUCGAGGUCUUAGUUUAGAAGAUUCUGUGAAAUCCACGUCAUGGUCCACUUCAAAACACAAGCCACAUUCCUUAUAUCUGGGGAUUAAUCAGGGAUAUAAUGACACCAGUUCACUGGAUUCCAUUUUCCCGCAACCAAAUACUUUAAAUCAAAGAACCACAACAAACAUAUCGAAGAUAAUAACAAACGAUAAAUCACAUCGAAGUAAAUCUUCAACUGUUCCAAAUGUCAUGAAAAUUGUACGUAAAAGUUAUGAUACACUAGAUGUUGGUAGAAGUCGUUAUGAAAAACAUUUAAAAGUUGAUCCUGAAUUAAUUGCUCAACAAGUCACUUUAAUUGAACUCGAAUACUUUCAAGCAAUCGAAGCAGAUGAAUUUUAUACAUUAAAAUGGAAUAGUAAAGAAAAACUACAAUAUGCUCCAAAUAUUGUUGCUUCUACAAGAUGGUUUAAUCAAAUCAUAUUCUGGGUUCAAAAAGAUAUAUUAAAUGAGAAAAGUUUAUCGAAGCGAACAGAAAUAUUAUCACAUUUUAUACGAAUAGCAAAGAAACUAGUUGAUUUAAAUAAUUUCUCAUCAGGAAUGGCUAUUGUAUCUGCUUUACAUAUGCAAUGUAUUCAUCGACUAAAUGCUACAUGGUCUAAUUUAUCUUCACGUGAUCGUCAUAUAUUUCGAAAAUUGUCAGAUUUGUUUUCUCAAGAAGAAAAUUUUGUUAAUCUUCGUUCAGCUGUAGAUAAUUCACGUCUUCCAUGUAUACCAUAUUUAGGUGUUUAUCUUUCUGAUAUAACUUUUAUUGAUGUGGCUGCAUCAUCAUCGUAUAGUCGUCGUGAAAAUAGUACAUGGACUAAUCAAGGUAAACAAGAUCGAAUUAAUAAUAUCUUACGGAUUAUUGCAAAUUUUCAACAAUCCAAAUAUCCUUUUGUUCGAAAUGAAUCCAUAGCUAGUUAUUUGGAAGCACAACGUUACAUAGAAGAACUUCAACGAUUUAUUGAAGAUGCAAAUUAUAAAUUAUCUAUUCAAUUAGAACCUCCACCUACAUCAUCUCCACCAGAUGUAUCACGUCAAAAUACUGUCCCACCGAAUUAUUCAUUUCUAAGUAAUAAUGAUAAUAUAUUAAAACCUGUGCCAAUUUAUAAUUGUACAACAAACAUUACUUCCAAUUGUGAUACAAUAACAACAACAACUACUACUACUACUACUACAUUGUCUUCCAUUAAAACUACCACAUUAUCAUUAUCCUGUAAAACUAUAAAUAACAAAACAACAGGAACAAGGCAUACUAACAAAGGUAACCCAUCUAAUUCAACAGUGAAUCAACUUGAAAAACAAAUCAAAUCCAAUUCAAUAUUAUAUGAUUUACUUGAACCACCAAUUAUACCUCCACCACCUCGUGUUAAACAAACAUAUUCUCAAGAAGAUAUUUCAAUGCCAUCAAGUAUUCAUUGUUUAACAUCAAACCAUUCUGUGGUGAAUUCAAUUCAACGGCCUCGAAAACGACCAACUCAUCGAAAACUAGGCAGCUGGGGAGGAUUCGGACUAUUAUUCUGUGAUAAUGGUACAACACCGACUAUUGAUAAAACUGAAAAUAAACAAAAUUUAUCUACUUCAACUACUACUACUAAUACUGGUAGCAGUAGUCAACUUUUACCUCGGUCACCACGUUUUAAUAGGAAUAUGAAAUUAUCUUUUAAUAAUGUUGAAUCUCCGAAAAAUUCCUUAUCCAAUCAGAACCAUGGUUUCAUCAACAAAUGUUCACCUACAAUACUCAAAAAAUAUAUGAAUACUAAUAAUAAUGAUAAUAAUAUUAAUACCAAUAUCAAAACUUCUAAACAACGCAAUGGUGAUAUCAAUUUAAUGUUUGAUCAUUCAUCGUCUAAUUCUUCGACGUCUUCACCUCACCUUCUUGUAUUCACUGAUUGUUUAAACAAUCCAGAUAAUAAUAAUAAUAAACAAUCAAUAAAAAAAGAGCAAAUGAUUUCUGGCAAUUCAUCAUCAUUAUCAUCACCUUCAUCAUCGCAUAAUUCUGUUAUUGAAUUACAAUGUAUUAUGGAAUCAAAAUCAAAUGAUUCACAAAAUCAAUCAUCUAUAUUCUUUCAUGAUAUAUUCAAUGCAAAAACUGCUCCUGUUACACCAUGUCGUAGAAUAAAACAACAUCAACACAACUAUACUACUAAAAUAUCAGAUACAGGAAUAUCAAAUUAUGAACCGAAAAAGUGUACAAAUAUCACUACUACUACUACUACUACUACUACUACUACUACUACUACUACUACUACUACUACUACUACUACUACUACUGACAAUGAUAAUAAUAAUAAUAGUACUAGUAGUAAGCAUAAAUCUUCUACAAUGCUUGUUACUAAUACAUCAUUUAAAGAUUUCAAUAGCGGACAUUAUCAAAGAAAGAAAAAUCUAUCCUAUUGUAAUGCAUCUACUGAACAUGGGAAGAAAAUCUCUGUUGCUAAACGAUUACUUCAUAAUUUUCCACUUAGUAGUUCACCUUCAAUACUCUAUCAAUCAUUGUUUAUAUCACCUCAAAAAGAUCAUUCAUUUAAUAUUUGUACUACAUCAUUAACAAAUCAUAUUGAUCCAAUUCAUUAUCGUCUUUCACAAACAUUUCCAUUUGUAUUGCCUACAUCAAAAAUAAGAUCAUCAUCGUUACAUUUACCUAAGUUAUCAUCAUAUCAACAACAAUCUCAACAUUAUUCUUCUACAAAUCUAUCUCAUUUAGCCUUAGCUGCUCUUGCAGCUGCCCAAGUAACAAUUUCUAAUAAUAAUAAUAAUAAUAAUGAUUAUAAACAUAUUACACAUGAUGAGAAUGUUACUUUUGUUCAUCGUCAUCAUUAUUCCCCGGUUUUAAUGUCAACAUCGAAUUUUUCUCAUUCACAAUCCUCUCCAGUAAACUCAACUUAUUUAAAUAUAAAAUUAGCAAAUAAUUUAGAAGUAAUUCGAGAAGGUCCUUUACUAUGUUGUACUACGUCUUUAACAUCAUUUAAAAUUGCCAAGUUCCAUAAUUCAUCAUCAAUCAGUAGUAGUAAUACAUCAUCAUCAUCACCACCACCACCAGCACCACAAUUGUCAACUUCAUUUACAGAUCAUUCCAAUAUUUCCAAGAUUCCAUUUUGUCAAACUCUUCAUAAUAUGAAUCCAUCAACUUUGGAAUUACAAGUAAAUAAUAAUCAAUCACCAAUAAAACAACAAAAUAAGUUAAAUAUACAUUCACCACCUACUAUUACUGCCAAUCUUUCAUAUUCUUAUUCACAAACUUCUUUAUCUUCCAUGACGUCUACUUCGUUAUCGUCUUCCUCUUCUUCGUCUUCCAAUAAUAAUAAUAAUAAUAAUAAUAAUAAUAAUAAUAAUAAUAAUAAUAAUAAUAAUAAUAAUAAUAAUAAUAUCCAUGAUGAUGAACAAUCUACAAACUAUAGAAAUGAACAUUUAUCCCCUCAAUUAAUUUCUACUAAUUGUCAUUGUAAAUAUUUAAGAAAAUCUUUAUUUUCACGUACAUUUUAUAAAAAAUUUAAAAAUUAUUGGGCUGUACUACUUAUUUCAUUCAAUAAUCAUAAUCAUAAUGAUGAAUAUGCUUUUUUAGUUUUAUUUAAAACUCAUACAAAACAAUUAAUUCCAUGGUCAUCUAUUUUAUCUUCACAAUUGAAUAAAACAAAAAUGUAUAAAACUCAACUUCUUUUCAACUCACCGAAUUAUUAUUCAGCUAGUCGAUGUAAAGUCUUACGUAUACAAGAUGCAUGCUUUGAUAAUAAUAAUAAUCACAAUAAUCAACCUCCAUUGAAGGGUCAUUGUAUUCAUCAAACUGUAUUAGUUUUAGAAAAUCAUUCAAAUAAAGAAAAAGUGUAUCGAUUAAUGUCUCCAAUUGUACAAUAUUCAUGUAUACAAUCAAUGACAUGUAAAAAUUCAAAUAGAAGUUCUUCCAAAGUUAUGGAACAUGCUGAUCAAUUUGGUGUUGCAUUGAAUUCCGAUAUUCAGAUUACAAAUAAUACACAUCGUGAUCUGCUGCCUUCUUGGUCAUGGACUACUAAAACGGUGCAUCGAUUCAGUCAAAUAAUUAAACAAAAAUUUGGCACUAUUUCAAAAAUAAAUCGAAAUAAAUAUGACUUGUCAUCUAACAUAACAACAACAACAACAACUAACAUUCCUCCUACUACUACUAAUACUACUACAACUACUCCUACCACUCCAUCAAAUGAUUAUUUAUUAAAUAAAUCAUUCCAAUGGCUUCUUCCAUUACUUACUCUAUUUCCAUCUACCUCACAACAAGUAUCUAAGCAUAUGUUUCAAACACCAUUUCUUAAUUUAUCCACAAUAGAAUGA
Schistosoma curassoni is the source of this 4422-nucleotide messenger RNA. NCBI's taxonomy places the organism in Eukaryota, Metazoa, Platyhelminthes, Trematoda, Strigeidida, Schistosomatidae. The record is from the annotation of a GenBank genome assembly.